This is a messenger RNA of Oldenlandia corymbosa var. corymbosa, 2583 nucleotides long. Lineage: Eukaryota; Viridiplantae; Streptophyta; Magnoliopsida; Gentianales; Rubiaceae. The record is from the annotation of a GenBank genome assembly.
UAUUGACAUAUUGUGCUAAGGUAAAAGACAGAAAGAAAGUCGUCCUCAAUUUGACAAAUUAGGAGCCAUCAUUCAUGUUAUUUACUCCACAAUUACUUAUCCUUUUCACUCUCACAUCUGUUCCCACUCCCCCCAAAAUCUCAAUGAUCCAACAUUUGCAAGUGUUCUGUAAACUCUUCCUUCCUCUCUGAUUCAGAGAAUCCAUAUUCUUCCUCGUACCAUGACAUAGAAAAGUCCUUCCCUAAGACAAUAACCUUAUUUUCAUCAAUUCCUAAAAACAACAUGGUAUUAGUAUUACCAUUCUUUACCACCAUCUUACACAUCUUAUUGUAUCUUCCAUCAUCAUCAUCAUCCGGGGUUGAAUCAGGAGGAUUCUGCACCAAAUCAUGCGGAGGAAUCAUACACGACGACAUUCCCUUCGCUUUCGGGUUCUCACCCGGGUGUGAAAUCCAGCUGAAUUGCACGUCAAACGGCACCAUGGUCAUUCACGAUUUCCCAAUCCAAGAAAUCAACCAGCACAACAUAUUAGUCAACCUUCAAGCCCAAUGCGGGCGAUCCAUCCGGACCAUCGAUGCUCUGUUCGGGUCAAACUACGCUCCGACUUCUCACAACGGGAUUCUCAUGGAAAACUGUAGUUCCUCGCUCGGGUCUUGCGUUCUCCCGACCACUAUGGUGAAAACCCAUUUCGAGCUUCUUAAUUGUGAUAAUCAGAACAGCUCUAAUAUGAGCUGUUACUCGGAGACCAAUAACCAGAGCCUUUUCAUCAAUUACCAAAAUCUGAUGAACAGCCGCUGUGAUUACCUGUUUUCGGCCAUCUCCGUUGAGUCUUUCGGGUGGAAUUUGUCUUCGGUAUCUCUUACGGUUCAGCUGGUUCAGUUGGGAUGGUGGGUUCAGGGAGAUUGCCAGUGCUCUAAGAAUGCAAAUUGUACGGAUUUAACCCCGGCCUUGGACGGAAAACAGGGGUUCCGGUGCCAAUGUUUAGAAGGGUAUGUCGGAGAUGGUUACUUAGCCGGUUCCGGCUGCCGGAGAGAUUCAUCGAAUUGCAAUCCAGCAAAGUACCUUUCGGGCCAAUGUGGAGGAACAACUAGAGUUGGGGUUCUAGUUGGAGGCAUUGUUGCUGGUGCUGCUUUGAUGGUAGGUGUUGGCCUAAUCUGCUGCUGUCUUCGAAGGCGUUCGAAAUCGAAAAUCAGGAACAGAACAAGGCGUGAAUUAUGUGAAGCUACUGGACUAAUAAACAUUCCAGUGUAUCACUACAAAGAAGUAGAGAAAGCCACUGAUUCAUUCUCUGAGAAAAGAAGGCUAGGGACUGGUGCAUAUGGUGCAGUGUACUCAGGAAAGUUGCACAAUGAUGAAUGGGUAGCAAUCAAGAGGAUUUGGCACCGAGAAACUGACAGCAUUGAUCAAGUCAUAAACGAAAUCAAACUCAUUUCUUCGGUCAGCCACCCGAAUCUUGUUAGGCUAUUAGGCUGCUCGAUUGAAAAAGGUGAACAGAUUUUGGUAUAUGAAUUCAUGCCUAAUGGAACUUUAUCUCAGCAUUUGCAAAGAGAAAGAGGCAAUGGGCUACAAUGGCCGGUUCGGAUCACCAUCGCGGCUGAAACUGCUCAAGCAAUAGCUUAUCUUCACAAUUCCGUCCAUCCCCCAAUCUAUCACAGGGACAUCAAAUCAAGUAACAUCCUCCUGGACUAUGAUUACAAGUCAAAAGUCGCGGAUUUUGGACUUUCAAGACUUGGUAUGGUCGAAUCCUCUCACAUUUCAACUGCACCACAGGGGACUCCUGGAUAUCUUGAUCCUGAAUACCAUCAGCAUUUCCAUUUGUCUGAUAAGAGCGACGUUUACAGCUUUGGUGUUGUCCUGCUGGAGAUCAUAACCGGACUAAAAGCAGUUGAUUUCAACAGGCCGAAACACGAUAUCAACUUGGCUAAUCUUGGAGUAGACAGGAUUGGAAAGGGAUGUUUGGACGAAAUAAUUGAUCCCUUUCUUGAGUCAGAAAAGGAUCCAUGGACCCUUUCAUCAAUACAUAAAGUUGCAGAAUUGGCAUUCAGGUGUCUUGCAUUUCAUAGGGACAUGAGGCCAUCUAUGAUGGAAGUGGCAAUCGAAUUAGAACAGAAUAGGCUAAGCAAAUGGGCAGUUCCAGAGGAGAUCAACUUCACAGGGACCAGGCUGUCAUCAGAGGUAUCAUCAUCUUCUUGUUCUUCAUCAUCUUCUGCUUGUGAAAAACCGCUAAAUAUGACCGUCAAGAAUAAUCCAGAACUGGGAAAAUGCCUCAAAGCUAGUAAGAACAACAGCUUGAAUUCCCCUGUGUCUGUACAACAUUCAUGGCCAAGUGAACAAAGUUCACCCUCGUCAAAUAGUUUGCUAAAUCAUGUAGUUCCUUAAGCUAACACAUGUAAUGAUGUUCAUCUAUCUUGAUACUUUCCUUCGAACUUUUGUGUAAUUAGUGACAUUUUAUCGUUUCGUUAUGGUUUUUUUAAUUACUUUGAACUUUGUCAUAAACUUGUGAACUGAGUAAUUAACUGUCCAUAUGUAUAUGAAAGCCUUUAAAAAGGUUUUUUUUAUAUAUAUAAAAAAAAUUGUUAAAGAGGA